AGUUUUUUGAACUAUGUUGUGUUAUAAUAUCAAAUGAAAGAGCUUUUUAUAACUAUCUAUAAAAAAAAUGUGUCAAGUAAUUUAAGAAAAUAGGCGAAAAAUUACCACUAAUGAAAUUAUCCAAUCAAACUCAAAUAACAUGAUCAAAGUGUAAGAUUUUAAGAAAAGUAAUCAUAUAAGGUCUGUAUAGUUAAAUUGUGACACAUAUACAUACGGGUUUUUUUAUUUCUUCUCAUAAAAUUAAUUUACCUAUCCAUACUAUAAAAAGGUGACUUGGUCAGUAAAAUGGUGACUUUUAGGGAAACUAAAUGUGACUUGUGAGUUCAGGGCCCUGGCAACACUGCUUUCUUUCAUUUUUCCUUUUCGGCCCAUGCGCUGAAUGGUGGCUUGGUCGCUUGCAUUGCAUCGGCACCGGUGUAUUUUCUUUGGUGAUGUGAUGUAAAGCAAGGGAAAUUUCUCGUAUUUGGCGUCAACAUUCAGUGAUCAGGUAAGUCAAGAUGAUAUUUUUGGCUACCACGAAUGUUAUUUUAAGUAUCUAUAUAGUGUGCUCUGUUAUGAUUUCUGCGUAAUGAGUAAUCAAUGAUAUAUUAUGGUGCCUUCAUUUAAGUUGUAAUGAAUAACAUUAAGGUGGAAAUACAUUAUUACACGCCACAUGACGCGAAUCAAAUUGCAGUUUUUUGCUAUUCACAUGUACAUCCGACGCGUCACCUUGCUCCGUACAAUCGCGUGUGCACGUUUAAUACAUGGCGGUCAUGGGCGUCAUGGCGUCGCGUGUUAAUAAUGUGUUUUCGACUAUAUUAACGGGUUUUUUCGGUUUUAGUGUGUGAUACAUGACAAUAACCUCUAACAAUACAAUAGUGUGGGUCUACACAGCGAGGCACGUCCCUUAUUUUCUGUGUAGCGGCAUGUAUAGCGUCGUUGAGUUUGCUGAAGAAUGGCUGACACCCGGGAAGCAGCGAUGUCUGUGGCCGCCCCAAAAAUUGAUGACCAAGUUUGCAGCCAAGUAAGUUCAGCAGGGUGAAAAAUCAAAUAAACAUACCUACUGUUUAUAGUGAUGAUGAUUAUGAGGCUUAUACUGGUGAAAAAAAUAGGACUUAUCGGAAGCAAGUAACUUCUUCGGUGCAAUCUACACCUGUUAGCUCAAAAUCCCAAAAGCAACACUCUAGGCCGGUAUAUACAGAACUGAACAAAAGUGAUGAUGAUACAGAUCUGAGCAAACGUGAAGAUUUCAAGGAAAGCUCUGCAAAGACUACAGACAGUGAAAUGUCACAGCUUCUGCAAAGUCCAAGUGGCCUGGAUAACCUAGACUUUACAAUAACACCAUUUUUUAUAAAUGAGAAGCCAAAUUCACAAGCCUUAGAUGUCAUAGCUAAGCACUUAGCUCGAAUUGAAGCUGACUUGAAAGAGAUGCAAAUCGCACAGAAUGAAAUAUUAAAUAGGGUGCGAUCAUCUUCUGUCUCGAUGGAACAUUCACUGCCAGGGGAAAGAACAUUGCCAUGUGAGGACAGCAAGGAUUUGAUUGAUACUGAAAAGUGGAUAAAUGCAGCUCCCGAGAACAGAAAACUUUUGACGCAGUGCGGUUGAACCAGGUUGCAACCAACGCUACUGAUGCUGUGAUACAAGAAAUAAUUCAGAUGAAUAUGGCUACAUAGUUCUUCCAAUAUAUACACCUUCUUGUUGACACUUCUCACAAGCGCGCAAGGAAUUGUGGGAUUUGAUACAUUUUAUAAAUGCCCUAGCUGGUGCAUCUGCUAUUAUACAACUUACUUGAAAUUCAAACUUUACUCCAUUAACAUAUAAACCAUUCUGCUCUAACCGUAAACAUUCUUCUACAAAGGGACGCAGAAAUACAGCAGCAUUGUUGGGCUUUGAUUCCCCGUAAUAAAGUGCUACAAUAAAUAGCUGCUUGUCGGGAGAUUGAUCUAAACCACCUCUGUGUUACUGAUAAAAUGAAUAUUCUCUUUGUGUCAUUUUUCGUUGCAUGAACGGUUUUUAGAUGUUGUGCCUUUAGAAGCUCUUUCUACUAGAUAUAUUUCAAGGCCAAAGUAUACAUAUCUAUGAACCACCAGCACAAUCUGUAACGUUUACAUUACGCGGCGUUUCUAAUAACGUUCGUGCAUCCCUCGGUGAAGAAGAAUGACAAGGUUGCAACUUUUUUAGCAAAUCGUUUAGAGCAGAGUGACCUAAAUUAUGUUUCUUAGACCACAAUACAAGAAAAGAAUUAAUAUUAUCAUCUGAAUCAGAUGGAACAUCAAUAUCUCUUAAGGGUUCUUUGGUAUAGUAAUCAAUUGGAAUAUUUGAAUUAAAAGCUACGUCAAUUGUACCGUAAUGAUCUGCACUUAAGAGUGAUUCAUGUUCAGUAUUGGAAAGAGAAGUGAGUAAACGUAACUCUUGUUUGAUUUGUAUUGUCUUACGAGCUAGACUUCGUUUUUUUUUAUUUUUUUUGUAACAGCGGGUUUGCUACUGCUUGGCUCUUCGGGCUUCCCGUCCUCCAUUGCGGUCCUUAGUGAAUCUGAACCAAUUUCAUAUUAUCUCUUAGAACCGAAAUUGGAUUUGUUAAUCAGGAAUAUGAAGACCAUCAGAUUUUAAAAAGUAUACUAACAGAACUUGAUUGAUAUUGUAGUCAUUAAGAAGAUAAAAAAAUGUCCGAAGUCUGAUUCCUAUAUAAUUGCAAAAUAUAGGAAUUCUUAAAUAAAUCUGAUUUUUAUGUGGAACAUUGGUUCCACAUAAAAAUCAGAUUUAUUUACAACAGUAGCAAAUUAGGCAUAUAUAAAGUUAGUCACGGCACAAACAGAUUUUUUUACAUCUCGUCACAGUUGCACAAAAUAUGUUUACUGUUACCCAACUUUUGUGAUAAUGAUGACUCUUUUGUAUGUAGGUAUACCCUUUGUAUUAUACUAUUAGGUAUGGCCAAAGACUAAUAGAAGUAUAUAUUUAUACUUAAUUAAGACGAGUAAGGCUCCAUUAAUUGUAUUAAUUGUAACUUUUUAACCUUUUUAGGCUACUAGACUUAUAUCAAUAUUGGCAAAAUAAAUAAUUGUUUUCUAUAGAAUUUGACUUAAGAAACCAAUAUUUAUAGGCAUGAGGUAUUAAAAGUGUAUGUUGACUACCUACGUAUUUUUGACUAAAAAUGAUUUUUUUUUUAAUUUUGGACACUGAAAACGCUAUCGGCGAUGUAGUGACGUCAUAGGAUUCCAACCUAACUAUGUCGAAUCAUAAAUGACAUUUGUGCCUUAUAUUUAAAUGUUAGAAAAUGUUGUUUUCCAGCAGAAUGACAACAAACACAGAUAAUCUAUAGACUAACAUGGCUGAUGUUUUUGCCUGAUUAAUUAGUUCAUAGUUCAUAGUUAGUUCAUAGUUAUUUAUUCAUUAACAAAAUGAUUGUGUAUGAAACAAAUAUACAAAAGAAAAUAACAUACAAUAUUUACAUUACUUAACAAUAAAAUAUCUUAAUAUAGAUUAUUCAUAUUUACAAUUCCAUUAAUAUUAUACAUUAUGUCAAAACAAUUUAAAUUAUUAAACUAAAAAUCUUCUACCUUAUAGAAGCACUUCUCUUCCAAAAAAGCAUUUAAUUUAUUUUUAAAUAUUUGUGUAUUAUUUAUUGUUUUAAGUUCAGCAGGCAACUUAUUAAAUAACAAAACAGAUUGAUUGAUUAAUUAAAAGUAUACUUUGAAAAUAUUUUUUGCGGUUUUCAAGUCAUAAUAAAAUAUGGCAAUAUUUUUUUUCGGUUCAUUGAACAGUAAUUAAUAAUAUAAGAGAGACUUUAAAAAGGGUCAAGUAGCCUAUUACCACCUGUUAUCACCAAAUUGUUACCUGUGUACUUAUUGUAUUGUGUUGUACUCUUUCUUUAAUACGUAUGUCAUUUCACACUGGUGUACACAUUUUUAAACUUAAUUAUAGUCAUAAAACUGA
This is a messenger RNA of Leguminivora glycinivorella, 3912 nucleotides long. RefSeq lists its product as uncharacterized. The transcript has 5 exons. NCBI's taxonomy places the organism in Eukaryota, Metazoa, Arthropoda, Insecta, Lepidoptera, Tortricidae. The coding region runs from base 1264 to 1584 and encodes 106 amino acids. The record is from RefSeq and is a predicted model, not a curated record.